This is a messenger RNA of Candidozyma auris, 1050 nucleotides long. RefSeq names its product Cup2p (gene CUP2). The transcript has a single exon. The record is from RefSeq and is a predicted model, not a curated record. Bases 1 to 1050 code for a protein of 349 amino acids. NCBI's taxonomy places the organism in Eukaryota, Fungi, Ascomycota, Pichiomycetes, Serinales, Metschnikowiaceae.
AUGCCGUCAACGGAAUCGCAAGUGAAUGAGGUCAACGCCUCAUCGCAAUCCAUUGCACCUGAAGAGAAGCACUCUUCUGACGCCUUCGAGCAAUUACCAAAUCCUCCUUCUGAUGCAGAUCUUGAUCUAAUGGAAAACAUGUUUCCUUUAUUUCCUUUGGUUGGGGCAAAUUCCUUUGAUAAUAGCAAGUCUCUACCCUUGCUGCCCAUGCCGACAGUCAACAACGAUUUUCUAUCGAAUUCGCAAGAGCAUUCGGGCUCAAAUAAUUCAGCGAGCUUGCAGACCGAUUCACGAGUUGAAUAUCAAGACUUACGCUCGCAUACAAUCGGAAGAACUGAGGCAAGUCAACACGCCUCCACACUGGGUGCAAAUCACUUCUCUCAAAUGCCUCAUAUUUCGACUCAUAAUCCUCUGCCGUUGAGGGCUUCAAUGCCUGUUGUCAGCAGUCAGAAUGUUGCUUCAGCGAGGCCAAAGCGUCCCGAAAGCGUGUUGUCCCUUGCAUCGACUUCAUCGAACACUAGCAAGCAAAAUCUUUUGGAUGGUAGCGGACAGCCCCCUCAAGGCAUUUCAAAACUGUCCAGUACUGCUGCUUUUCCCCCAUACCAUCAUGUCGAAGUUGGAUCUGCCGAUGAACUAAGCAAAAGCUAUUAUGAUACGUCAAAUAUUUUUAGCGAUGGUCAUCUGCUUUCUUUCGCCAGUGAUCAGGAAGAUUUACACACCGUCGGUAGAACAUUUAGCAUGGGAGCUACUCCGCAAUCAUCGUUGCCGUCACGACAGCCACUGCAGCUGAGGCGGAAAACAUCCUUGUCCCGUUCUCACUCCCAGUUACAUCACAAUCAUGGCCUACUGAAUUGGGACCGUACACUCAUGCCAUUGAAAACUGUUACUGCAAGGGAGGACUUAGUCUCUCAGGAGCAAUCAGUAGAAAAAGUCUCAGAAAGCAUGAUGCUAAAUGACCCAUUGAUGAACGAAAUUUGGUUAUCAUCGGCUGAAAACGGCGGAUUAACCACCGCGAGCAAAAAUUUUGGGAUCAAAGAAAAGCAUCAGUAA